Messenger RNA from Rosa chinensis, 1131 nucleotides. RefSeq names its product O-acyltransferase WSD1. Gene Ontology annotation, cellular component: plasma membrane. The record is from RefSeq and is a predicted model, not a curated record. Gene Ontology annotation, molecular function: long-chain-alcohol O-fatty-acyltransferase activity; diacylglycerol O-acyltransferase activity. The transcript is spliced from 3 exons. NCBI's taxonomy places the organism in Eukaryota, Viridiplantae, Streptophyta, Magnoliopsida, Rosales, Rosaceae. Bases 1 to 1131 code for a protein of 376 amino acids. Gene Ontology annotation, biological process: triglyceride biosynthetic process.
AUGGAGUUUGGCGAAGGAGGACUACUACAAGAGCCAGUGAGCCCGGGUAGUCAAUUAGUCAACAGCUCUGUCUUAUCUCUUGCAAUUCUUGCCGUUUUGGAAUCACAAGUUGCAGUCGACGAUUCUCAAACUUUUUUGCUUCUUAAAAAUGUCUUCCUCCCGAUUAAUCCACGCUUCUCUUCCAUCAUGGUUGAAGGUGUGGAUGAAAAGAAUAAGCAGUGGAAGAGGGUUGAAGUGAAGCUGGAAGACCAUGUGCAUGUCCCCAUUUUCCCCACUGGAAUGUCACUUGAAUCAUACGAUACUUACUUUGAUGAGUACAUAACGAAGAUAGCAUCAGAAACAUUCCCACAAAGCAGGCCAUUGUGGGAACUUCAUCUUUUCAAGUACCCAACAAGUCAUGCAGCUGGACAGAUAAUAUUCAAGAUCCACCAUGCCCUUGGCGAUGGCUACUCUCUCAUGGGUGCUCUUCUCUCUUGUCUCCAAAAUGCUCAAAAUCCUUCUCUUCCCCUGACAUUUCCUUCACUAAAGGGUGCAAAGAAUGAAGCUAAUAGUCGAUCCCGUGUGUUUGAGUUUGUGCCUAAGAUAUUUUCUGCCGUUAUCAACGGUGCAUGGGAUUCAUGUUGGAGCAUUUUGACGGGCACUUGGGUUGAAGAUGAUCGAACACCAAUAAGGUCCGGCGUUGAUGGGGUUGAGUUUCGACCUUUGUCCGUAUCGACCUUGAUGCUGCCUAUUGAGGAAAUUAAACUUAUCAAGAACAAGCUUGGAGUGACGAUAAAUGAUGUGAUUUCAGGAACAAUCUUUCUGGGCAUCCGAAUGUACAUUCAAGAGAUGGAUAAUGAAAAAUCAAGUAGCCAGAACUGCACCGCAUUGGUGUUGCUGAAUAGUAGACUUGCUGCGGGUUACAAGUCAGUGCAGGAGAUGUUGAUCGAAACAAACAAGUCUUGGGGAAACCGAAUUGUGUUCUUGCCCGUCUCGGUGCCCAAGUCAAGUGAAGUUACAAAGCCACUGGAUUUUGUGUGGGAAGCACAUAAUAUAAUCAAGAGACAGAGAAACUCUUCAUCUUGGUACCUCACCACUAGGUUCCUGGAUAUUUUGAAGAAAUUUAGAGGCCCUGAGGUAAUUAAUUAUUAA